This is a messenger RNA of Anoplopoma fimbria (sablefish), 1757 nucleotides long. RefSeq names its product 3-oxoacyl-ACP synthase, mitochondrial (gene oxsm). Bases 177 to 1568 code for a protein of 463 amino acids. Gene Ontology annotation, molecular function: 3-oxoacyl-[acyl-carrier-protein] synthase activity. NCBI's taxonomy places the organism in Eukaryota, Metazoa, Chordata, Actinopteri, Perciformes, Anoplopomatidae. The record is from RefSeq and is a predicted model, not a curated record. Gene Ontology annotation, biological process: fatty acid biosynthetic process. The transcript has 2 exons.
AUGUUUUCUCUGCUCAUGAUGUGUUUGGCUGAGUAAGUAUCAAACCUAAGUUCAGCUAUGUGUGGAUGACAUUUCAACUCAUUUUGUACAUUUAUCUGUUAUUAAGAGGUGCAUUCAUCAAAGCUACAAGCCAGCUGUGUUAAACUUGACAUAUAUAUAUAUAUAUAUAGAGCAGCAUGUGUGCUCUGCCACUGUCCUGUUGGACCAAACAGCUGAGAUCACAUAACACAAGGGCACUUCUUCAGAAAGCUGUCUGUGUUGGUCCAAUCCAAGACUCUAGAUGCUGCAGCUCUGGAAGGCCCAAAAGGAGGGUUGUUAUAACAGGUAUAGGGUUAGUGUGUCCUCUGGGCACAGGGACCGCCCUGACCUGGGACCGCCUCAUUAAAGGCCACAGUGGGAUUGUUGCUCUUCACUCAGAGGAGUACAAAACCGUUCCCUGUAAAGUGGCGGCACUGGUGCCCAGAGGAAAGGACCAGGGUCAGUUUCAGGAGGAGAUGUUUGCGUCUCGUGGGGAGAUCAGCAGCAUGUCUCCUGCCACCGUGAUGGCCCUUGGAGCUGCUCAGUUGGCCCUGGAGGACUCAGGUUGGCACCCCGACACCCCAGAGGAACAGCUCAGUACUGGGGUGGCUGUUGGCAUGGGCAUGGUGUCCUUGGAAGAAAUCGCUCGCACCUCCGUUGCCUUCCAGGAGAAGGGCUACAAAAAAGUCAGUCCCUUUUUUGUGCCUCGCAUUCUUGUCAACAUGGCUGCUGGACACAUAAGCAUCAGACACAAACUGAAGGGCCCCAACCAUGCAGUGUCCACAGCAUGCACCACGGGGGCACACGCCAUAGGUGAUGCCGCCAGGUUUAUUGCCCACGGGGAUGCGGAUGCUAUGAUCUCAGGGGGAACAGAGUCCUGUGUGGGGCCUCUGUCAGUAGCCGGCUUUGCCAGGGCACGCGCCCUCGCCACUAAAUGGAACGACAACCCCACGCAGGCGUCGAGGCCCUUUCACCCAGAGCGAGAGGGCUUUGUGAUGGGCGAGGGAGCGGCGGUGCUCCUGCUGGAGGAGCUGGACCACGCAGUGAAAAGAGGAGCCAGGAUCUAUGCGGAGAUCCUGGGUUAUGGACUCUCAGGGGACGCCAGCCACAUCACAGCACCCACUGCAGAUGGAGAUGGAGCAUUCAGAUGCAUGUCUGCAGCCCUCAGAGAUGCGGGCGUCACACCGGCAGAUGUGACGUAUGUGAACGCUCACGCCACGUCUACGCCUUUGGGUGAUGCCGCGGAAAAUGCCGCCCUCAAGAGGCUCUUCCAGGGAAGAGUUGAGAACCUGGCCGUCUCCUCCACCAAGGGGGCCACGGGACAUCUGCUGGGGGCCGCGGGGGCCCUGGAGGCCGCGUUCACCGCUCUGGCCUGCUACCACGGGGUCCUGCCCCCGACUCUCAACCUGGACCGGACCGAGCCAGACUUCAACCUGAACUAUGUUCCCCUCACAGCGCAGCCAUGGGACAUUCAGGGCCCGCGGGUGGCCCUCACAAACUCAUUUGGAUUUGGCGGCACCAACGCCUCGCUGUGUCUCACCAGCGUCUGAUGACACAACAAUACACUCUUUGUGUGUUUUGGUAUAAUAGAGUUUCACUGACUGAAUCAGUAAACUUGAGGAGUAGCACUAGUUGUUUGUGUGUUCUUAUGAACUGAUUUAAGGAACGUUUCAAUGACAGGCUUUAAACUGAAAAGAUUAAAAGUACCAAAUCCUUGUAAAAAUGGUCAAAUAAAAAAA